AUGGUCGCAGACGCACUCGUCUACCACCCCACGGUGUCGCACUACCUCAAGUUCGUUGCGACGACCAUCGGCCGUGACAAAGUCCUCCGCACCCUCCAAUACUUUUCCCGCUUCCUAGCAUGGUACCUGUACCGCACCAACCGCCCCCUCUCCACCAUCGCGCCCUUCGACGCCACCAAGAAGCAGCUCGGCACAGCGCGCAAGCUGAUGCGCGUCGGCAAAUUCGUCGAGCACUUCAAAGCCGCGGCUGUGGCUUCAGACUCGACCUCGCUCGACCCCGUGAUCAAGGCCACGAGCGUGGGCCGCCAGCUCGGAUAUGCAUUUUACAUGCUUUUCGAUUCCGCGAAUAUUCUUGAUGCCACGGGGAUCAAGAAGAACACACACAGCGUCAAGCUGUUGAGAACUGCGAACCAGGCGUGGCUGAGCGGGAUUUCGUUCUCCAUCCUGCAGUCUUUGUACGCACUCUAUGGAUUGAGGAGUCGCAGUGCUACUGUCGCUGCCAGCAGUGACCCCGAGAAGGUUGUUGAGCAGAAGAAGGUUGCCAAGGAGCUGAACGCGAUCAAGGUCCAGCUUGUCAGCGAUCUUUGCGACAUCACAAUUCCUGCCACAGCACUUGGGUGGGUGCAGUUGGAUGACGGCAUUGUUGGACUUGCGGGUACGACGAGUUCGCUGCUGGGGGUGUGGAGUCAGUGGAAGAAGACUGCGUAA
Macroventuria anomochaeta is the source of this 708-nucleotide messenger RNA. Its product is annotated as peroxisomal biogenesis factor 11. Gene Ontology annotation, biological process: peroxisome fission; regulation of peroxisome size. Gene Ontology annotation, cellular component: peroxisomal membrane. The transcript is spliced from 2 exons. The record is from RefSeq and is a predicted model, not a curated record. The coding region runs from base 1 to 708 and encodes 235 amino acids. NCBI's taxonomy places the organism in Eukaryota, Fungi, Ascomycota, Dothideomycetes, Pleosporales, Didymellaceae.